Phoenix dactylifera (date palm) is the source of this 916-nucleotide messenger RNA. Its product is annotated as protein DOUBLE-STRAND BREAK FORMATION. The record is from RefSeq and is a predicted model, not a curated record. Lineage: Eukaryota; Viridiplantae; Streptophyta; Magnoliopsida; Arecales; Arecaceae. Gene Ontology annotation, biological process: meiotic DNA double-strand break formation.
CUUCGCUCUCAAACCGCCAUUUCGCUUUCCCAGUUCGAAUGUCCGAAGCGAUCUCCGAGAGCAUUUCCCUCUUCCGCUCCCAGCUCGAGAACCGAAGAUUCGGCGAUGCAACUCUCCGAAUCCUGGAAUCGGUUCUGGUCGCCAAAGAUGUUCGAUCGCUUCUAGCUACCAGAUCGGCCCUGCGAGAUCUCUUGAGAUCCGAGGCCAUGUCAGUGGUGCGAGAAAUCUCGCAGAAGACGGCCGACGAGAAGCUCUGUGUUGUUGAAUUCUUUGUCCGGGCGUUUGCCCUUGUUGGGGAUGUGGAAAGUUGCUUGGCUUUGAAAUAUGAGGCCUUGGUUCUACGGGAGACUAAAUAUCUUAAAAGUCAUGGCCUUCAAGUAUUGCACGAGGAGUGGCUAACUUUUGCCAAGGACUCACUUGAUAAUGGAUUUUAUGCAAUUGCUAUCAAGGGUUUUGAAAGUGCACUUAUGUGCAUUCAGUCUAACAAUAAUAUCAAUCAAGUAACUGUCACAAUGGAGGAGCAGACUGUCAACAAGAUCAAAAAAUUAAGAGACAUGGCCACAGCAUUAGUUGCUUCACAUUCUGUUCAGACACAGUCUGCUGAAUACUUGAAAAGGAAAGCCAUUCAGGAAGACCCAAAAUGCAGUUCGUGCUCAGCCAACACAAGUUAUGUUGCAAGUUCGAUGUUCCGACAAGGGAUUAAGAGAAGGAACAUGCAAAAGCUCAAUCAAAGUCAGGCACUUUGAGAUUCACUUGCCUUUUUGCCAAUGUGGAAACAAGCGGUGACAUUUCACCGCAUACCCUUUCUUUUACUGCGAUAGUUGGGAGUCGUAACACUCUACAAACUACUAUUUUCUGACUUUAUUAGAUGUAUUCAUAUACAUAUACUAUGAAAUAUCUACUUUAACAAAAAAAA